AUGGAGCCAGAGUCCGACCAGCUUCUCAAGCGGAUGCCGAAUCCUCUUUCAGUUCUGCACCCCGCACCGUCUGUUCUUGCCCCUCGCGUGGGCAACUUUACCAUUCCCGGUCGAAAAUCUAUCCAGACGCCGCAUUAUGUCGCGAUGACAACGCGAGGGGCUGUCUCACACCUCUCGCCGGACGUGCUUCAGGAGCACACGAAUAUUAGCAGCCUACAUAUUGGCUUGGAAGAUUUUCUAGAGAAAGCCCAGCUCGCGGUCCCCCCGAUCCUCAGUAUACCUCGAACAGGAACAGAAUCUAGACUCCGGAAAUUCAUCGCAGCGCGAGAUGACGAUGUUCUCAUAUUGGACACGCGCAGGGCGCCGCCUACCUUUACGCCGCAGCACAAUUUACCUACCGCGGUGGCCAUUCUGACGUCGAUGGGGUUUCACCCUCUAGAGGCAGAAUACUGGCUAGAUUCAAUUGAGAAGCUGCAGCCAGACAUCGUCAUUGGAAUUUCGGAUAUAAUGCAUGGGCACAUCCCUGGAGUGAAGAGGCGCGAGACAAUGGUUGAUCGGACGCAUGCGUAUACGCGAGAUGCAACCCAACGGCUAUAUGGAGAAAAAGGAGACAAUGCAGAGUCCAAGCCAUUGUAUUUUGCCCCAAUUCUGCCAUUAGAAAAUACGCAACAGAGCUUCUAUCUUGAGGACCUGGCCGACGAGUUGCGACCCGCCAUCUCCGGCCUGGCCAUAUACGAAUCAGCCUCGUUGUCCAUAGUCCCGGAAGAACUAGGCGAUUUGCCUCGGAUGUGUUUUAGCAAUACCAAGACACCGCAGCAGGUGCUUCGUGAGGUCUCCCUCGGAGCAGACUUGCUCACCGUAUCGUUUAUCGGCGAGCUGUCAGAUGCCGGGAUGGCUCUGGACUUUACUUUCCCUCCAACAAAGCUUCAGCAGGAGUCCGAGUCCAAGUCCACGGCGCAACCGUUAGCCUUUGAUCUGUGGGACCGCUCACACGCCGCCUCUGUCACCCCAAUCAGUGAAGGAUGCGAGUGCUAUACAUGCCAAAAACACCACCGCGCAUACAUCUGCCAUUUGCUUUCUGCAAAGGAAAUGCUCGCCUGGUCGCUACUCCAGAUCCAUAAUUAUCAUGUAAUGGAUACCUUUUUCGCGGCGAUUCGCGAGUCCAUCGCAGAGGGCACGUUUGAAACGGAUUCAUCUGCGUUUGAGCGUAUAUAUGCCCCAGCUUUCCCGCAGCAAACCGGGGAGGGACCUAGAUUACGAGGGUAUAGCUCUCGCGUCUCUGGUCCCGCUGAGUCCAAACGGAAUGCGUCUGCCUAUGGGAGACUGGAUGAACGUCUUGCAAUUUACGCCCAAUCUCAAUCGUCUGUUGCGACCCCGGACACGAAUGCAGAUGGGCUGGUGGAACAUGGCUUUGCAGAGAAAACGGAGACAUGA
Talaromyces rugulosus is the source of this 1434-nucleotide messenger RNA. RefSeq lists its product as uncharacterized. The record is from RefSeq and is a predicted model, not a curated record. Gene Ontology annotation, molecular function: tRNA-guanosine(34) queuine transglycosylase activity. NCBI's taxonomy places the organism in Eukaryota, Fungi, Ascomycota, Eurotiomycetes, Eurotiales, Trichocomaceae. The transcript has 3 exons. The coding region runs from base 1 to 1434 and encodes 477 amino acids.